AUGCAUGACUCAUCGCCUGUGGAAUUGCCAACCGCUUUCAAUGUCUCCUAUUUUGCUCCCAACAUGACUCCCCAGCUCAGCCCCAAGCGGGGAUCCUCGUAUCCAAUUUCACCGAUGACCCCCGAGACAGAUUCGGAAUGGUCAUGGCCUGUGGGUCACCACCGCCGUCCGUCCUCACUUUCACUGGGGGCUUCAUCUUCAAUCGAUGAUAUCCUGACAAGCCGGACGUCGCACUUCCAUGAGACAUUUGAAAACGGAGAGGACACGCGUCGGGCUCGACAUGGAUCAGAAAUAUCCGAAUCGAGUGACGCUUCGAAUGACAAAGGGCGGGAGCGAAGGAGCGAGACGAUUCACGAGGAUCAUUAG
This is a messenger RNA of Penicillium brevicompactum, 366 nucleotides long. RefSeq lists its product as uncharacterized. The record is from RefSeq and is a predicted model, not a curated record. NCBI's taxonomy places the organism in Eukaryota, Fungi, Ascomycota, Eurotiomycetes, Eurotiales, Aspergillaceae. The transcript is spliced from 2 exons. The coding region runs from base 1 to 366 and encodes 121 amino acids.